UCGGAUAGCACCGCACUCUGAUAACAGUAUUUGAACUGUCAGUCCGUGUGUCGGGACGAUAGCGUAGUUUCACAAUUAAGACUCGACGAGUGCGUGUGAUUAAUCGUUCACCAGUAAAAAAAGACUAACUUCGUAUCUGGCAGAUCGUAUAAUACAGCAUAAGAAGAAAAUAGUAGUAUUCGUUGUAAAAAUAGAAGCUCACGAUUGAUUCCUCGGUCACGAAAGGUAUGCAGUUCGUGCAUGAAUCUCUGAAUUGCAGUGUUUACGCGUAGCAAGGCCGGAACGCUCGUUCCAUUCUACUGGCUUUGAUAAAAGCUUCAAACGUGUUUCUGUGGACAAUGCUUGAUUCGAAGUGAACUAGGUGAUAGUGCAUCACCAUUUCUUUCCUCCGUGUGCAUAAAUUUUCGAGUGUGACUCAUCACCGAACACCUUUGACGAUAUUCCAUAAUACUUGGUGAAUAUCGGAGAAUUGAUAGCGACUACCAUUCCGUGCAAUCACGAAUCAGGAAUGGCACAUGGAAUCGAGCUGGCGUACGUUUAAUGUCUACGCUGCGGAGACGAAAUUACGCCCGGUGCCAGGAAUUGCCAGGAUAACGUGGCCACAGUCGAUUACCCGGGAGUGGUAGUCAUCGGGAUACAGAUCCUGUCCCAGCGGGUGUCUAGAAAAACGUAGAAGAUGCAGCGUUGAAAGAUGAACGAUGAAAUAAUCGUGAACUCGGCUCUAACCGCUAGCAUUCCAUUCGCCGACGAGGAUGGCGUGGUACCAUCGGGCGUUGACCAUCGCCAGGCACGACCGAGCGUCACGCGGAGAGAGCUGACGAAGGAAGCCUUCUCGCCUAACUUAAGCUCGAGGAAUUACGUUACCUUUCGCUCGGCGCAAACGAAAAUCGAGGGGAACGUGCUUCAAAAGAGCGCGAUGUUCAAUCAGCCGCAAAGACAAUUGAGACAGCCCGGUUUAAAGAGAAACAAGAGUGAAACAGUGGAACCUGGCGCAGAGAGUUGCCUGCAAAGGUACGAGAACGUAGUGUCGAGGUACCAAAAGCCGAAACGUCGGCAAGGGAGUCGGGAAAGACAGAAUCACGGUUAUUCGAGCAGCGAUGAGAGCGUGGCGAGAAUUAAAUCGAAGAGUAUUAGCUCCAUUGAUACUCAAUCUGUGAACAAUAUAUUGGACGAAUACGAGGAUUUGGAUUGUAGAAGAUCGUCGGAUCUGAGCGACGUGGGAAGCAUCGAUGUGUCUAAUUACGAAGCAGUGAUGAUGGAUCAGCAGAGGAAGCAAGAGAAGCUGAGAGUGACGAGGACCAAGUGUUCGGUUGAGAAGCAACAACCAGUUUUAAAAGUGAACCAGCAGACUCAGGUGAGGCAACGAUCCCACGAGAGGCCGAAAGAAUCUAUCAGACAGGAGGAGAAUUCGAUUCCUAUGACCGUGGACAGUCGGACCAGAGUACCAGAAGUCUUACUCCGCAAGGGUGAAGUUCAAAAAAGGGUGGACGAAUGGUUGAACCAAACUCAGAGUCAAAAUUUCCCACGUGAGAAACCAUUGACUAGAUCGAACAGCAGUGCGGAUCAGAAGAGUCAGAGGAAGUUUCGUCAGGACUUACGAUCGAGAUCGAUAGACGAAGGAAGAGAUAAAUUGAAUGGAACUUCGUCGAGCUACGACGACCUGAGUCGUGGCGACAGGAAGCCGGAACGUAAAGUGAACAAAAUGAACGUUGGCGUCAAUACGAGCAGAGGUACGUACAAGGAAUACCUGGCGUUGAAAAGCAGGGGCAAGGACUACGGUUUCAGCGCGUCGAACAACAUCGUCAAGUCGAGGGACAUGAGUCCUUCGACUGGGUCAAGAAUUCCUCAAAGGGGACCACUGAGCUCUAGCUUCAAAUCGAGACGAUUAGAAUCUAACAGCGAAGCGAAUCAAGAGAAUGUUGCGAGUACCGAGAACCGAUCCGUCAGCAGAUUGACGAGUUUGGUAAAGAGUAGAAACGAGUCCGAUGCCAGGAUAUCUGGAGCUACUGGUGUUACCAGCGUUAUACCCUGCAGGAGAGCAUCGUUCAAGCGUUCGCAGAAUCACGAUCCGAGCUCGACGAGAGCGCUCGUUAAGGAGGAGGCGAGUCAGAGGGCGAGAGGGGCCGCAGCGAAGGGCCCGACGAGCAACUUUGGUGACCAAGGCGAGCCGAUCUCGCCAAAUAAGGACGGAGAAAGUAGGCGGUCGGCUCUCACGAACGAUUCACCGCGAGCCGGUGAUAAAGCAACCGAUGUCGGUCGUAAAUCGACGGAGGCCUCCUCGAGGAGCCGAGAUUGUAUCCCGAGGAUCGAGGAGUCCAGGUACAAGGAGAAGAGAGAAAACAAAAUGAAUCAGGAAGCUGUGUACGGGGCGCGUGUCAAGAGUAUUCAAGGCCAACAAGAAUCGAGACCGAAGAACCUUCAAGGCUUCGAGUCCGAGAUUAGAAAACCGCCGGUUCUACCUAGGAAAGAACAUCAAGAAAAGAGUUCGUCCAUCGGUCAAUCCACGUUCAAGCCGAACGCUCGCGCGUACGCGACCUUGCAACAAUUGAACGAACAAAACAAGUGCAGAUCGUCGAGUAACAGUUCGUUGGAAAAAUCUCCAAGCAGAUCGCACUACUCGUCACCGAAUCACGUGGAGAAGAUAUACGAGCGUAGCUUGCAGCCUCAGGUGAUUCACGUGGAUGACCUGCAAUCGAUUCUGCGACCUUCUUUGCAGGUUUCCGCUUACGGCGAGGUAGAUCGCAGCUCGCCUGCCAAAGAACCGGUGAAGCUCGAGGAGGAGCCGAACGAGGAGAAAAACGCGAAGGUUUACGAACAACAGCGGAUCGAGAUGCGGUACGAGCAGCUGGAGACUAUCGAGGAAGACGAUCAGAGGAGCGAGGCGUCCGUUCGCAGGUACCCGGAGAUCGGAUUGAGUCAGUGCCUCAGGAUCCAGCAGAACGGUAGACCCAGUCCGGUGGAUAAGAAACAACAGAACGAACCUGCUAGGACGUUCCUCACGUUUCAUUCGAACUCGCCCCAGGCUGUUAAAACGAAUCAGCAAUCGCAACCGGAAGAGCAGGAGGAGAAACAGCAGACUAUGAUCCUAGAGGAUUACGAGACCCCGUACGAAUCUGGAAACAAUUUGAUGGACAGGAACCAAAUGUGUCACACGCGGGAGAACAGCAAUCUAUCGACGGCUACCAUCCCGGUGGACGAGCUGGAGAGUGAAAGCCAAGCCAUGUUCAAGGCCGAGGACACGAACAGGCCUGACGCGCAGGAUUCGAAGGAUGUUAGCAAGAAAUCGGACAAAAACGAAAAAAAGGAGGUCGAAGUGGUGAACGAAGUGUUAGUGAAAAAUCUUCAAUUCAAACAGGACCUGCCCAAGGACGUGGAACACGGUGACACGUUUCUCAGGAUCAUCGAACACGUUGGACAGAGGUCGAUGGGUUUUCACAAUGUUCUGUGCGACAAUUACGAGAACGUGCGCGGGUUUAAAGAAAACAAGGUUUACGUGACCAAGGAGGAGAUGGAGAGGCAGAGGCUGAUGGACCUGCUCAGGAAGGGUGACUACGAGUCGGUGAAAGCGGAAUUGGAGAGGAGUUACACCCUCUCAACGCCGGGUGGUAGCAGCCCCGUUUGCUGUCCGCCUUGCAGCCCGCCACCGGCUCCGGCCGCUUACAUAUCGAGCGCACGUGCGUCCUCGCGGAGGCUCGGAACGGGAAGCGGAGGUCCACCGUCACCGGAGAGAGAUCCCCUUGGGAGACUCUUAAGAUUCCUGAAGAGUUUCUACAGGGAGUUGGGUACCCGCGACUCGCCCCAUUUGCCGGGAUGGGCGUCGCCACUACCGCUGGGCACCCUUUGCCCGGCGCACUUUCUACCGCACCUGCAGCUGCUUCACAAGGGCGGCGAGCAGGAGGCAAGGCUCGAGAACAUCAAGCCCGACCAGAUAUUCGCCCCCGUCAGGUUGAGUGACGGAACAGUGUCGGAAGCACCGCGUCGCGUGGCGAUCGAGGGCGGCCCCGGAAGCGGAAGAACCACCCUUUGCCUGCGUCUGUUGCAUCAAUGGGCGAUCCAAGGGGAUGGUCCGGCUCUGGCGUUGAUCGUACCCCUUCGCGAACUUCGCGGCAGUCCCGUGCUGAAUUAUCUGUCCCGGGAAUUGUUCCCGAGGACGGCUGGCAUCGGCGACGCCGUGGCUCAAGUCUGGCGCACUCUGCACUUAAUGGAGGAUCGGGUUCUCUUCCUGCUGGACGGUUACGACGAGUGCGUGGGCGGGAGAGCGUCCCUGGGCGACGCCGUGGACCUCCUCGAGGGACGUUUAUUCCCGGACGCGAGGAUUCUGGUCACUUGCUCGCCGAGCAAUUCGAGCGUGCUGUCGCCGUUGGUGCAAAGGAGGAUCCAUCUGGCUGGAUUGAAGUGGCCGCACGUCGAGAGGCUGUGUCUCGCUUGUUUCAUUCACAACGACAACGCCGAGAAGGCCGGAGAGUUCCUCCAGGCGUUGAACGCUCAGCCUCAAACGGUAAAACAACUGGCGCAGCAUCCCCUCGGAUGGAUCAUGCUCUGCUCUCUCUAUCAGGAUUCAGGGAGCUUGCCCACGGAAACCAGUGCAUUAAUACAAGCAGCAGUAAAGUGCAUCGUGAAGAGAAGCCUAGAUCCACCGGUUCCCUAUAACGAAGAAAUCCCAGGGCAUUGUAGAAAGCGCCUGGAAGAUUUUGGAAAGUUGUCCUUAGCCGCGCUUAGAGAAGGGAGAUGCUCUUACACGGAAGCUGAACUUAGAGCUCGAGGCGGCGGGAUAGAAGUAACCAGAUUAGGUUUUCUGACCAAAGGUCUGACGUUCGGGCAAAGAAGAAAGCCGGAUUUGUACACACCGAUUCACAUGGCCGUCGCCGAAUUCCUCGCGGCUUAUUAUCUAACUUCCGUGGCUCAGUAUGCGAAUAUCCUUCGAAGGGAAUUGGAAGGUCUACCUUCAGGAAUUAUCAGUCAUCUGGCUGGGCUGUUGGGACCCAAAACGCAUUUGAUACUGAAUCAACUUUGUCCAUUGGAAGUGCCACCGCGAACGGUGUUCUCUUUGUUGAAAGCCGCCGGUGCCUCGGAUGGAAAUAUCUCUGCGGUGUGUAGAUUAGUCGGUGCGGGUCCUGGAUUCGGUCCCUCGCCCAACGAAAGACCCCCAGCACCCUUGGUGCACACCUCGCCUUUGGAACUCGAGGGAUGGGCGAGGAUCCUCGAGAGCCCGGCGUGCACUCUCGAAGCUCUGGAGGUGGUGUUCCAAGUCGAGAGAGGCUCCGAUCCUACGUACCUGGACGACUUCUUCGAAGCUCUGGCUGGAAACGAGAGCGUGAAACUCGUGAGGAUCACCUGGCUUCUCGGACAAGAGUUCCCGGUCGACGAAGCGCAGAAGUUGGCUGGGCACUUGAAGAGUGUCUUGGGGAAGAAGAAGCUAAAUGAUUUUGAACUGGUCAUCACUUGCUUGGAAGAAGCCGCCCACGAUCGAUUGGAGUGCGUGGUGAACGCUCUUUGCCGUGGACUGAGUCACGCGUCCCCGAGUCUGGCGCGGCUGGUCCUCGACAUGAACCUGUCCGGGGAACAAGUGUCCCGGGUUUGUGACGCUCUCCGCAACUGCGUCCAGGUGCAAGCGUUGCAUCUGCCACAUUUGAGCUGCGGCUGCGUGGGUCUGGCGUCCGUCGCUGAACUCCUCAAAGAGAGGCCUCUGCUGGCUUUGAACCUCGCCGGCAGCUGGGGUGUCAAGAACGAGGAUCCGUCGAGUUCUGGAAUCAGUAUGGGUUCGGGCUCCGGUUCCGGGAGUAGUGGCUGCGCGUCCAGCACCCUCGGGACGUUACCCUUGAAUCGUUGCUAUUCAUCCUUGCCGAGGGGUGCGUUGGCAGCUUACGGCAGUUUGACAAGGCCGGCGACGCUUCCGCGCCUGCCCUUGGGUCUUGGCCUUGGUCCGGCUCCAACCACCGGAAACGGACCGCUGCCACAAAACGAUAAGGAUAGGGACAGCAACGGCAGCAGCAAAAGGAAUAGCGACAGCGUUCUCUGUCACCGUUUGCCAUUACUUCAUCCACUGCCGACCUGCGAUAUCAGCAGUCAUCAGGGCACUGGUUUCCAUGAGAUUUUCAACGCCAUCAGGGAGCCAAACUGCAAGCUGAGGUCUCUGAACGUGUCUAAGUGUUUGCACGGCGGAUUGGACGCUGGUUGCCUCGGCGAGACGAUUAGGAGAGCGCGGAAUUUGGAUGCUGUGAGAGCGGCUGGUGCCUCGAGGCCCGCGGACGUGAUGCCGUUGGUGCUCGCCCUGACCGAGGCGCCUUGUCUUCAACUCCUGGACCUGGCCAGCCCCCGGCUGGCCCUCGACGAUCAUCCCUCAAGAUUGUUGUGUCACGCUCUUGCAAGAAACACUACUUUAAAGUUACUCAGUCUCGAGGGAUGGACUUUCAGGAUAGAGGAGGCGGACAGUCUGUCGGUAUUCUCGGAGCUGCUGAGAUACACGAGCGUCCGCGAGCUGAGCCUGUGCAACGCGCGACUGCAUCUGGCCGUGCACGAGGGUCCUUUGGCGAGAUUAGGUCGUCGGGACGACGCCGGUGCCGAGCUUCUAAGAGCGGCGCCUCCUCCGGCUUGUCCCGCGAUUGUGUUCCUGAGACUAGCCGGUUUUCAAGUAACAGUCAACGAUCGGCUGGCACUGCGCGGUCCUCUCCUCUUGCCGUUUUUGGCUGGUUUCACUGCCUUGAGCGAACUGGACCUCUCGCUGGAUAAAUCAACGAUAGGCGGUAGCAGCGGCUCGUUGUUGUUCAUCGACGACAAGAUCCUCCAACAUUUCUUUUCCUGUCUCUCCUCGCACUUUCGCAACCUCCAAUCGUUGAGGAUCAACUUCUGGCGGAUCACGUUGGACGACAGCGAGAAGACGAUGCGGCAAAUCGCCAAGUACCUCAAGCUUUGUAACCUGAGCUUCCUGAAGGCCAACGGGCUGAUAAUGACCGAUAGCGCGAAGAAGAUUCAGAUGGAGCACGUCUUUGUUCAAACGAUCCUGACUCAUCUUCAGUACUUGACUUGGCUGUGCUUGGACGGGGUCGAUUUAUCGGAAACACAGGCCACGAGUAUCGGGAAAUGCGUCAGGGACCGUUUCCCGGGCACUUCGUUAGAUAUCAGCAUUAAAGAUGUACACGUGAAGUCGGUGAAAGCGUUGGUCGCUGCUAUAGAGGAAGGAGGAAGAGCGGAAGUCGUAUACACGGGAGGAUCGAAUUGCCGAUUGAAGAUCACUAAGAUCCAGAAGAACGGCAAGGGGAAAAAGAAGUGAGAACUCGACGGCCGACGAUGUUGAGAUCUAAUUGUUUGAUCGCUAGAGACGUGAUCAUAAUGGAUUUGAUUGUGAAACGAGAAAGUAAUUGAGUUGUGGGUCCUGGAUCCGGUGAAACGGAUCUCGAAGAGAACGAAGAAACUAAACGCAUAGUUUUUAGCCAUAAGAGGCACCUAGGGUAAGAAGACAUAUUUACAGGAGGGGGAGGAACGAAUAAAGGAUGGAUCGAUCGAGGUCGAACACUUUGCGGAUUUUCGUCUUACUACUGUGAUUUCCUUUUCUGCGUUUCCUAACGAUAUGUAGAGAUAGUGUUAGCAGUCGAUUGAACGCAGAAAGAAGUUGGACACGAUCCUAGCAAAGAGGUCUUUGUUUUAGAGAAGUUAAUCCUUUCGAGCAGAUGAAAAAUGAUCGCGAGACCAACACACGUAUUACUGGAAUAUAUUUAAAGAGGCUGUUGCAAACUACAUAGAUUCGUUGUUGUUAGAUAAACUGUAAAAUACGAGAUUCCGAGAGUAAUAUAUUAUUAUUAUUAUUAUUAUUAUUGUCAUUACCUUAUGAUUAACCGCAUUAAUUAUUAUUAGUAUAUUCUGAUCACACGUUUAUUAAAUGUUACGAUCCGAUUGCAUUUUCCAAUCGACGAUCCAAGAGUGAAAUGGCUUUACGCGGCGGGGCGCGAUGUUGCAGACUUGAAAGAGAUUUUAUAAAAUUAUAUUCUAUAGUAGAAUAGAAACGAGAAAAAUGUAUCCAAGAAACACAGAGUGUCGUCGGGUUUCAGAUUCACGUUACGAUUAAACUAAACAGCAAAAAGGGAAAACGAGAAACUGCCAAAUCACGUAGACUUUAAUCGCGAUUAUUAUUGUAUCACGAGUUCAUUUUUUAGGAUAAGGGAGGCACGACGAUUUUUAUUCGCCGAACCAAAAGAAUUUUGCGAACACGAUGGAAAACGUGUUAUACUGCCAUAAACUUAAAUACAAUUUGAACGCGAAGCAAAUCGACGAGUCAGUUUCGUUUCAGCUUUUACGCGACGAUACGAGUUUCGCGGUGUUCGCUCGAUUUUUCGUCUUAGACGGUGAAGGAUGGACCUUUUUAAUUGUCCAUUUAUAGAUAAGCUGGCGUUUUUUCAUUUUUGAUAGUUUGCUAUGUAAAUAAAGACACCGCAUCCCCCCCGGUCGAAAUUGGACCCGUUAUAAUUCGUGAUGCCGUUUUCAAUCAAUGAACUCGAAAGCGGUGGGAGACUGACGUUGACGUCUCGCGCUCGCGUGAGACAUCAACUUCAGCGAUUUUAUUAUAAAUAUUUAUGUAUUUAUAUAUGUGUACACAUAUCCUUCGCAAAUAAAUGUAAUAUGUGUUUGAAGAUGUUCGUCUAC
Ceratina calcarata is the source of this 8637-nucleotide messenger RNA. RefSeq lists its product as uncharacterized. Bases 692 to 7270 code for a protein of 2192 amino acids. NCBI's taxonomy places the organism in Eukaryota, Metazoa, Arthropoda, Insecta, Hymenoptera, Apidae. The transcript is spliced from 11 exons. The record is from RefSeq and is a predicted model, not a curated record.